Molecule: messenger RNA, 574 nt
Organism: Cetraspora pellucida
Lineage: Eukaryota; Fungi; Glomeromycota; Glomeromycetes; Diversisporales; Gigasporaceae
Source: the annotation of a GenBank genome assembly
AUGGACGUAAAUCAUUCAAAUAGUUUUAUUAUUUUAGAAAAUGUAUUUGGACUUAUUGGAACUGUCUUACGAUCGAUUCAAUUAGUACCUCAAGGUCUUUCGUCUGGAACACUUAUAAUCUGGGCAUCAUCCGGCAUGUUUGCAGGAAUAUAUGCAGUUGCCAUUCAACUUUCGAUACCAUUAAUGAUUCAACCGCAGAUGUUUAGCAUAGCAACUUGGUUUUGCUUAAUACAAAGUUUGUAUUAUGACCAUCCCUAUUUUAUUGGUAAAAAAGCUGCAAAUGAAAAAAACAUUAAAUGGCCUGAAACAGUCAGCGGAAUAUUACCAAUUAUUUUAUGUUUCACUGGAUAUAUACCUCAAUUUUAUCAAAUAUAUUGUGAGAAGAUCGUGCAUGGCAUUUCAUUCUUAUUUUUAGCAAUGGACAUAUUCAUAAAUUCGCUUUACACAAUUAGCUUAGCAUUCAGACCACCACCAUUUGAGGUGCUAGCAUCAUUACUUUAUCUUUUCGUAGUUACACUUGAUCUAUUAAUUAUAUUUUUAUACUAUCUUUUGAAUUGGAUAAAUGAUAAUUUAC